Molecule: messenger RNA, 1949 nt
Organism: Scatophagus argus
Lineage: Eukaryota; Metazoa; Chordata; Actinopteri; Scatophagidae
Gene: smco4
Product: single-pass membrane protein with coiled-coil domains 4
Exons: 4
Coding region: 630-809 (59 amino acids)
Source: RefSeq, a predicted model, not a curated record
AACAAAGAUGAUGAUUAAGGGUCAGACGGCACGUUCUUCAUGGCAACGCCCCCAUCUGGCGUUUUAUUUUGGAAGGUAUGGCCGGAAAGUUCCUUGUUGUCCUGCUGGCAAACUUGUCAGCUUAACUUCACAAGUCUCCACUGACUGCCACGUCGAGCUACUUGAGGAACACAGUAGGCUUUUUAACUUACUGUAUUUUGUGCUCCAAUAAACCUGACGUCUAGGACUCUGGGAGAAACACUGGAAGAGCCUGCUUCAACAAGUUCGUCAACGUGGAACUGCUCUCACUCUGUAAGUAGAAGAUCCUAACUUCUCCGUGUCUGGACCCAAUGGUGAGGGGAAGGCCAGCCCUGACUUCCUUGAGAGCACGGUCUUGCUGGGUAGAUCAUCUACUCUGACACCAGCAGAACCGCCACUAUCAACAUCAAGCGUGCCCAUCGGCAAGAGCAAAGGGUGUAGUCACUUGGCAGCACCAGGAGGAGGCUCAACUUCAGUCAAGCCUUUCUCUGCACACUCCAGCUGGUACAGGUGUUGGAUGUGCCACCAUCCAUCCAGUAGUGCUUUGGACAGCACAGGACAAUGUAUCAUGUUCCUGUGAGCACAUUGAAGACAGUGGUCAUAGAAACAUCAUGAGGCAGCUCAAAGGAAAACCCAAGAAAGAAACAUCCAAGGACAAAAAGGAACGCAAGCAGGCCAUGCAGGAAGCCCGACAGCAGGUGGCCACCAUAGUAUUGCCUACACUGGCUGUAGUGGUACUGCUCAUCGUUGUCUUUGUCUAUGUGGCCACUAGGCCCGGUGCAAUUGAGUAGACAUUUAAGUUCUACUAAAAGGACAUGAAGUCCCAAGCUAACUGGGGUUUCACAAACUGACAAUGACUGAACCCAAAGAAUUACCCCCAUCAUGAGACAACCAGCCUUCUCUCCAGUGGCUGGCCUUGUGUUAGCCUUAAUAAAAGCCUUCUCCAAAGUGUGUUUCUUUGCUUUAAGCAGGAUUCAAGCUACAGAAAGGAGAAAUCAAACUAAGCGGAUAAACAGCUGCUCCUUUGUGCCUUCAGAUUAAUGAAGAUGACAUCCAUUUAAUCCUGUUCAUUUUAGAGCAGCAGAUGGAUUCAUGUUGGUGUCUUACAAAUGGUGCAAUAUCAUAUACCAAAGGACAGAUUGCCAAGUUUUCCAGAGGUGUUAAAGGUAUGAUAUGCAGGAACUUACGAGAAAAAUAUCUUCAGCCACAAAUUCCAUGUGAGCCUUGGUAUGACCCACUAGGAGUGUGUGUCAGUGUUUGUAACUGCGGAGACCCUGCCCUCUAUCUGUAUUUUCUUAUUUUGUCAUUAUUUUGCUGUGUUGGAGACAUUACUGAGCAAUGCUUUUUGGAGAAAUAUAGUUGAUUGUUUAGUCUCAUUUUCAGGUCAUCUGAUAUUUUUUUUUUCCUGCCGAUUUGAUGACCUGGGGACUUACUUUCUUCAGAACCUCUUAAUGGUGUGUUUACAAACAGUAACCAACAAUUGCUGCAUAUUAUUCCUUUAAAAAUUAAUGGACAAUAGUUUUCCUAUUGUGACUCAGUGCUAAAUAUUUGAUAUCAAUGCAACUUGAGCCUGGUUUCAAACAUGUACCACUCAUUGAAGAGCACUCACACCUAUUUUUAUAAAUAUGUUUGGAAAAUAUUUUUGGCAAAAAGAAGGAUUUAAUUUUCCCCUGCCUUUGAGAACAGCUGAAUGCAAUGCAGAAAUAUCUUAGUGAAUAUUGAAUUUCAAUUGCAGAAUAUGUUAUUUGAAGUUCACAAUGCUCACAUAGACCUGAAUUUCAUACCGUGUGAAUGUUCUCCUGUUUGUUUCCAUCAAGUAAUAGACAACCAUACCUUUGAGUCACUCCUGACAUCUGUGCAGGUGAAAUAAGGUGCCUUAACUGAUUUGCAACUGUAUAAUCUCAGUUCAAUAAAAAUGAUCUUUUCAAUAA